This is a messenger RNA of Ilex paraguariensis (yerba mate), 1623 nucleotides long. The record is from the annotation of a GenBank genome assembly. Lineage: Eukaryota; Viridiplantae; Streptophyta; Magnoliopsida; Aquifoliales; Aquifoliaceae.
AUGGUGUCCGACCAAGACAUAGCCGAGGCUUUGGAGUCUCUUCUUCGCGAGUCGAACCCUAACACCACUUUCACCUCCCUAAACGCAGUCGUUCAACAGCUCGAAUCCAAACUAGGGUUAGACCUCACUCCCAAAAUCGACUUCAUUCGAACCCAGAUCCAGCUUCUCUUCCGACCUCAACCGCCACCACGGUUUCUCCACCCUCCAAAAGACCAUUUUGCCCUCCACCAGAAUCCUAAUUUCCACCCAUCUCACUCUCCCCAACUUUCUCCCAAUUUCGCCGUCCAUCGUCCCGAGGAGUUCGAUUUCCGCCCUCCGCAGCCACCGCCGGUCUCAAAAGCCGAGGCAUUUGCUACUGUUGUCGCCACCACUGCUGCCGCUGCGGCCCCAGCUGUUGCUGCUACUGAUGCCCCAAAAGAGGGUGCUCAAUCUGGAAAAAGGAGAAGAGGUGGUCCAGGUGGACUAAACAAACUCUGUGGUGUUUCUCCUGAACUUGAGACCAUUGUUGGCCAGUCAAGAUUACCAAGGACUGAGAUUGUGAAGCAGCUGUGGGCAUACAUAAGGAAAAACAACCUUCAAGAUCCAAGCAACAAAAGGAAGAUAAUUUGCAAUGAUGAGCUGCGUUUGGUAUUUGAGACAGAUUGUACUGACAUGUUCAAGAUGAAUAAGCUGCUAGCUAAACAUAUUAUCCCUCUUGAACCUUCAAAGCAGACUGGUCAAACUUCUAAGAAAAUGAAGUUAGAAGUGGAAUCUGGAAGUAGAAGUACUGAAUCUGUUCCGAUUGUGGUAAUAUCUGAAGCACUUGCAAACUUUUUUGGUACCAGUGAAAGGGAGCUUUCACAACCUGAGGUUUUAAGACGUGUUUGGGAAUACGUGAAGGUCAAUCAACUUGAGGGUCAAAAACUAGGAUGUUUUGAAAACAAAGUUCAAGCAUAUGGGUUGAGAUUGGUGGAGCAUGUAAUGACUAAGCAGUGCAGAUGACGUAGAGAUUUUCAACUUUGUAUAGAGAGGAGCUUUUAGUUCAGUUUCUUGAAUAGGAUCCACUGAAUGCGAUGGUGAUAGUAUGUGAUGCAAAGCUUCAAGAGCUUUUUGGAUGUGAAAGCAUUUCUGCAUUAGGAAUACCUGAGAUGUUGGCUCGCCACCAUCUAUAUGGGAGAUCAUGACAACUGAUCUUGUUGACUGGUACAGGUGUUAAUGCUAACCUACCUUGUUCUGACAUUAUCUCAAUUAGUUUCCGGAAAACGGUUCAUUCAGCUUUUCUGCUUCAGUUUGAUGCUUUGUUCUUCACUAAAGUAAGUUGUGGAUAGAAUGAAAAUGUAUCAUGCUAAUGGCAUGUUAUAUGUCAUUGCUGGCCACAAUCCUGGGUGAUUAAUUUCUUUUGCAUUUUCGGUUACUUUUUCUGUGUGGAGUUCCUCACACCUGUAAAAAUGCAGACAUUCGGAAAUCAGAAGGAUAUGUAAAAGAUUGGUAUAAGCCUUUUUCUCUGGUCAUGAAUGGUCAUAUUUGCUUGAGAUCAAACUUCUUUACCUUUUAAUUGUGAAUGCUUAGUUUUAAACCCACUGUUGUAUUCAUUUCCUCUGCACGAAAAUGAUGUGUUUGAACCCAGAAGGAGUUCCACUGAAU